CCAAGUCUACCAAGUUCUCCGUGCUAAGUAUUUUCCUGAUUCUUCCAUUUGGAGAGCUACUCCGAAUACUCCGAAAUCUGCUUUCUGGACUUCCAUUCUCAAGGUCUUGCCGAUGCUCAAGGAGCAUUCUUUUUAUCAGAUCACCCAAGGCAACAUUUCUAUUUGGAGCUCACCUUGGUGUACCACUUGGGAGAACAUAUAUGAUCACCUUAUUGUCCAGCAUAGUGUUUUUGUUUACCCGGCUAAGGUCUCUGAUCUUUGGCUACCAGGCCAAAAAGUUUGGAAUUCUGAGUUCAUUACUAACCUUUUUCAGGAACCGACUGCUUCGGCUAUUAUUGCAACUCCUAUAGUUCUUGAUGAUAGUAGGGAUAUCCUUUGUUGGAAGCCCACUCCUUCUGGUAAGUGCAAUUCUAAGAGUACAUAUAAGUUGUGUUUACAACAAAUUCAUAAUUUGCAGGCAAAUCAGCCAAGACAGGUGAACCAAUCAACCAAAGAUAUUUUGCAGCAGGUCUGGAAGCACAAAUUCAUGGCUCCAAGGGUUAAAACUUUUGCGUGGCGCUUACUUAGGCAUGCUCUUCCAACUGGUCUUAGAGCUGGCAGGUUUUCCUCUCAUAUUUCUUCUACAUGCUCUAGAUGUGAUUCAGAUGAAGAUGAUAUGCAUCUUUUCUUUCUUUGCAACUUUGCUAGAGCCUCUUGGUUCGGGCACCCCUGGUAUAUUAGAUCUGAUAUUCUUGCUCUCAAUCAUAAUUCUGUUCUUGAUAUUAUUCAGGUUCUAAUUAACAUGAACCAUCCGCAAGCAUCUAUUCCUAAUAUAUUUACCUUCUUGUGGUGUUUGUGGAAAGCAAGAAACGAUGUUCUUUUUUGUAGGAAAGAAUCACAUCCCCAUCGGGUUCACCAAGCUGCUCUAGCCAUCGCCUCUGUCCAAGGCUUCAACUUCAGCAAGGUUCUUUUCUCACUGACAAUCUUUCAUUAGCAAAGAUGGCUGCUUCAAGAGAUAUCAAUAACACCAACAUCAGCUGGAGGUGCAGACAACCAAUUAGCGAGUUCUUUCAAAUCUCCCAUUCUUUUAAUGUUGUUUAUCACAUCUCUAGGAAUACCAAU
This is a messenger RNA of Triticum dicoccoides, 1101 nucleotides long. RefSeq lists its product as uncharacterized. The record is from RefSeq and is a predicted model, not a curated record. The coding region runs from base 113 to 973 and encodes 286 amino acids. The transcript has 2 exons. NCBI's taxonomy places the organism in Eukaryota, Viridiplantae, Streptophyta, Magnoliopsida, Poales, Poaceae.